Molecule: messenger RNA, 1143 nt
Organism: Aspergillus thermomutatus
Lineage: Eukaryota; Fungi; Ascomycota; Eurotiomycetes; Eurotiales; Aspergillaceae
Exons: 2
Coding region: 1-1143 (380 amino acids)
Source: RefSeq, a predicted model, not a curated record
AUGCCUAGCCAGCCAUCGAGCAAAAGCUAUAUGCACGACAACUUCUCCGAGACCAUGUCUACUCGAGCAGAGAAGAGAUCAAAAGCGACAUUUGCGACCUCGCUGGCAAAGACCAUCAACCGUACGGGCAUAGACGAGGCCAUCCACGGCGGCUACGAUCGAUGGUUUCCGGGCUACUGCGCAAAGCACUAUCGAGUUCACCUCAAGAACGGGACGGUCAAUCAGGAAGGCGUACCCGUACACAAUACAAAGGUUGAGAUCCAGGUCGUCUCCGUGCUCCGGCAUGUCUGGGCCGAAGUGGAACACGAUGUGGUCUACAAGGGGAAGCUCAGGGCGAGCCGAGACGACCACCGUAUCCUUGACGGUUUAAGCGGUGCGGUCUUCCUCGGGGAAUGCUUUCUGGAUCAACUGUACCAGACUCAGGUGGUCAAGAUCACCGCCGACGACAAAGGUUUCGAAUCAAUCUACGCGCUCGGAUCGUUUAUGUGGAAUUGGACCGCCUCUCUCGGGCAUUGCCAGGUGGAAUACCCCGUCGAAGUGGAGUUUCUGAAAGAUCUGCUCGAAAUUCUUGGACUCAAUAAUCCAAAGACACUGUGGGACAUUUUGAGUCAGAUCGACCUGUCUACUCGAGGAGGGAGCGAGUGGCAUGCUUUCCGGGCGGCUUUUCACCCCGCCAGAUCCAGUCUUACGAUGUUCAUAAUGGACCGGAUCCUUGCAAUGCCGGUCGGAUCCAGCAAACUCGAGAAUGCUCCAAUGGAAACUCUCGCACCUGCAGAUCGAGCGAGACAUGAGCUUGGCGUUGUUUCUAGUUCAUUGAUAUGGCUCGAUCGAGUCUAUCCACUCUCGUCUCAUUUAUUCGGAGCCCUGUUCGCCAGUGACUCAUGGGACCGCUAUUUACCCGGAAUCAGGUGGCUUGAUUCGCGGAAACCGCAGGAUUAUUGGAGGGGAAAUGCAGUGCUUACUGACGAGGAAAGGCAGAGGAUCAACGGUCUAUUCGAGUGCUUUGCGCGAAACAAGCAGAAACCCAUUCAGCUUGCGUUUGCGCUUGCCAGAUUGGGUGUUCUUAAGAGAUACGCUGCUGACUGGCUGGCAUUGCAUCGCGUCAUCUCACCGUUGCUUAUUGUGAUAAAGGCUCGAUAUUAG